Lolium perenne is the source of this 1800-nucleotide messenger RNA. RefSeq lists its product as uncharacterized. Gene Ontology annotation, molecular function: small GTPase binding; GTPase activator activity. The record is from RefSeq and is a predicted model, not a curated record. Gene Ontology annotation, biological process: regulation of GTPase activity. Lineage: Eukaryota; Viridiplantae; Streptophyta; Magnoliopsida; Poales; Poaceae.
GCGGACGCGUCACAUGUAACCACAUCUUCUUAAAACAAAUUGCUUCUUCUUCCCCGCAACCGGCUCCACCAACCUCCCCCGACAGCUGCCCGUGGCGUCCACCACGGCCGGCCCCCUCCUCCGGAACCACAGCCUGCGGCCUCAACGCCGCCACUGCCGCUAACCGCCCACCCCGCCUCCCUCUCUAUUCGGGGUCCCCGUUUCACCCUCACCCUAACACCCCGCCGGGCAGCUCCGGUCGCCGGACAAGAAACAAUCGACGCGGGCGGGGGCUGGUAGCGCAGCAAGUAGAUGGUUCGUUUUUCUUCUUCUGAUCACAGAUUCACGUGCCCCGUGUGAUUCAGAGGCCCCAUCACCUCUCCCGCCUGUCUCCUACAAGGUCUCCCGCUCCUGAUCCUUCCACCGAAGUGAAGGUAUCAUCAAGUACUCACAGAAAUGGACAAGAAGAAAGAAGUCAAUGACAUAGAACCUGGACCAGAUUCUUCUCGGUCCGUGGACAGAUUUGGCUUUAUAAAGACAGAACAAAGUAACUCUCAGGAGGGAGUUCUGAAAAGCAGAUCCACACAUGAACGCGGAAGAGAGGAAAGGAGGAUAAGAAAGUGGAGGAAGAUGAUAGGUGCUGGUGGUAGCGACUGGAAGCAAUAUUGUAGAAGGAAUCCUCAUGUGGUCAAAAGAAGAAUAAGGAAAGGAAUUCCUGAUUGUCUCAGAGGGCUUGUUUGGCAGUUGAUUUCAGGAAGCAGGGACCUCCUGCUAAUGAAUCCUGGUGUUUACGAGACUCUGGUCAUAUAUGAGACAUCAACAUCAGAAUUGGAAAUUAUUCGUGACAUAUCGCGUACAUUUCCAUCUCAUGUUUUCUUCCAACAGAGACAUGGCCCAGGUCAAAGAUCUCUGUAUAACGUUUUAAAAGCGUACUCUGUUUAUGAUAGGGACGUUGGAUAUGUGCAGGGAAUGGGAUUUAUAGCAGGGUUGCUGCUUCUCUAUAUGAGCGAAGAGGAUGCAUUUUGGUUAAUUGUAGCUUUGCUAAAAGGAGCUGUCCAUGCGCCAAUGGAAGGCUUGUAUCAGCCUGGUUUGCCGCUUGUGCAACAAUAUCUGUUUCAGUUUGAGAGAUUAGUUAGAGAGCACAUGCCAAAGUUGGGAGAACAUUUUAUUGAAGAAAUGAUAAAUCCAAGCAUGUAUGCAAGUCAAUGGUUUAUCACGGUUUUCUCAUAUUCCUUUCCAUUUCCUAUGACUCUUAGAGUUUGGGAUGUCUUCCUUUAUGAGGGUAUUAAGGUUGUGUUCCAAGUUGGACUGGCUCUAUUGAGAUUCUGCCAUGAUGACCUGGUCAAAUUGCCUUUUGAGGAACUUUUACAUUCCUUGAGAAAUUUUCCAGAGGAUGCAACUGAUCCAGAUAAACUAUUGCCGAUUGCCUUCUCAUUUAAGGUGUUGAGUCAUCUCGAGGAGCUUGAGAAAGAGUACCGGAAACGAUUGGAGGGUCCCAACGCAAGCUCAAGUAGUAAGCGGCUUCAGCCCCUCAAAUCAAAAUCUAUGCGCAGGGUUGGCAGCCAGGUCUUGUCAAACUCAAAUGUUGGUAAAAAAUAACUGACAAUUCUUGUGCUGCAAACCGAGCCACCUCGUUGUAUAUGCGUUGUAUAGGGCGGCAUUUACUCAUAAUUUUGUUUCGUUUUUGUAAAUCGCCAUAACAGCAAAGGUUCUUGCAUCUUGAUGUUGUAUUUUGUUCUCGUUGCUGGAUGAACUGUAAAUAUUCGUUAUGAGAUGGAAUAAUGUUUCAAUAAUCAUAUUGGGCCUACAUUGCCUUGUUUA